AUGUUGCUCGCUGGUAUGACGAAGAACACCAUCGCUGACCAAUUAGAGAUUCGGAUCCUCAAUGUUCGCAGCAGAGCCAUGGUGAUCGAUCAAACGAAUAUCCCAAGAGAAAUCAAUGCACCGAUAACAAAUUUAGCCCCACCUUCGGAGGUGAUUUCACCGAUUCUCACUUAUGCAUCAACCCCACCCUUGUUAAUUUCAUCGUUUCCUACCGAGGAGCUACAAGAUGGUGAUCUAUUUCUAAGAGAAAAAAACGAAAUACUAGGAACAAAAUGUCAUUGUGCUAAACUUCAAGGUUCAAAGAAAGACAAAGAGAUUGGGAAAAGUCCUAUUGUUUUUCCUUUGAGUUUACAUGAUAAUAUUACCGAAGGAGAAGAUGUUAAUACAAUUGCUGAUAAUGAUGAUCAGGAAGAACAUAAGGCUCAACAUGAAGGUAACAACAGUACACUAUCAAGUCCAUUGGCACCAUUGAUGGAGGUGGUGCAUACAAUUGUGUCAGAUGAUUGUGUUUAUUUUGGUGUAAUGGAGAUUAAAGCUUUGAAAUGGAUGCAAAACCCACAAGUUAUUUUUGCUAAACAAUCUAAUCCUGUUUGUUCAACUGCUUGGUUGAAUGAUUUUUCUCUAAUCAGGCAGGUUCGUUGCAAGGCUACUCCCGAUGUAGUUUUUACACUACAAGAAAUUGUAAGAGUAAACUUGAAGCCUAAUUUAAUUACUUACAAUCAUUUGAUUCAUGGAUAUUACAAGGAGGGGAAGUUAGUUGUUCUAAAGAGAGCUAUGUUUGAUCCUUUUGACACAGGCAAGAAGAUGAACAACAUCAGGUCGUAUGCGAGAAGGGUGUUUAUUAUGAACGACUGCAAUGUGUUGAUGCAGAAAUAUCUUGGUCCCUUGGGGGGAUGUUGUGGAUUCCUAUGA
Molecule: messenger RNA, 912 nt
Organism: Lactuca saligna
Lineage: Eukaryota; Viridiplantae; Streptophyta; Magnoliopsida; Asterales; Asteraceae
Source: the annotation of a GenBank genome assembly